CCAUAUGACGAUGGCCAACUGUUUCACCACAGCUUCAAGUUUGGCCGCCAAAUACCGUUAUCGAGCCUAGUGUCCGGGCAUUAUACGUCUCCCGACCAUAGCCAGCAACAUCUCGUUGCGGUCUCGGCUCUCUUCAGAACAUCUAUCCACCCGUCCAGCCAAAUAUCAAACCCCUGACACAGGAUUUGGGGCGGCAUGUUCGGGUGUGCAUCUGGCGGUACACAUGUACAUUAUCCAAAGGAACACACUGGCCCCCCUGGCCCCCUUGUCUCAGACCCUGCUGGCGGGUCAAGAACGGGAUAUAGUUCCACACGUGGUCGAGAUAUUCGCUGAGAGCUCGACGACAAAACUUCCGCCAAAAUGCAUCCCAGCCUUGCACAGAACACGCAUAUGUGAGAAUUCUAUCAAGGCACACCGGCUCUGCGCCAUACAUAGGAUCGUCGCAGGUCUUGGCCGACGGCCCCGGGGAAUCACCCUCGGCAUCCGGGCCCUUCGAUUCACAAACGUCUGGGAAACGCCGUUGUCUCCUUGGUUGCCGAUACCGACAAUUUGCUCUCAAGUUUGUUUUCUCUCUUCGCGCCUAUCAAAACAAGCUUUCGCCAAGACCAUGGCGGCGGGACAAGAAUCGAAAAGGCAAGAACGACAAGAACGACAAGAACGACAAGAACGACAAGCAUGCCGAGCUUACAAAUCGGCUUGGUCAAACUCUGAAGUCAGGAAGAGCAUUCCAGAGUCCCGCAGCAAACCGGCUUCUGUCUGGGCAGAUCAAUACUGCGACUCAUUGUUUCUACAGUCGGAGCUAGCUGACUUGUGUUGUGUCUCGGACGACAUGUGGGAUAUUUACACAAGACCUAAGUUAACCAACUGCAGUACGGAUCCUACGCAGAUAGUCUGGCCGUUUCCGGGCUCUUGCUUGCUGUCUCACUUUUCCAACGUCACCUUGAAGACUCGGUGCUGGCUCAAUCUGUGGAGGAUUCGACCCGAGUCUCCAGUUCCUUGUUUUUGGUUUUUUUUUCUCUUUCAGCUCAAGGAGAAAGGUUGGACUUUUUGAGAAAUUUAAGACAUGCACAAUUCCGGAACCUGCAACAUCUGGAACUGAAAAGGAGGACAUGGCAUGGGCAGACGAUAGGCGCGGCCGUUUAGCAUUCAGAUAGACAGGUUCCUUCUUUCUGCAUCGAGGGUGCAUCUCCUACGUAGUCAGG
Parathielavia appendiculata is the source of this 1202-nucleotide messenger RNA. RefSeq lists its product as uncharacterized. The transcript has a single exon. The record is from RefSeq and is a predicted model, not a curated record. Bases 224 to 1051 code for a protein of 275 amino acids. Lineage: Eukaryota; Fungi; Ascomycota; Sordariomycetes; Sordariales; Chaetomiaceae.